This is a messenger RNA of Trichoplax adhaerens, 204 nucleotides long. RefSeq lists its product as uncharacterized. Gene Ontology annotation, molecular function: DNA binding; DNA-directed RNA polymerase activity; zinc ion binding. Gene Ontology annotation, biological process: tRNA transcription by RNA polymerase III; transcription by RNA polymerase I; transcription by RNA polymerase II. NCBI's taxonomy places the organism in Eukaryota, Metazoa, Placozoa, Uniplacotomia, Trichoplacea, Trichoplacidae. Bases 1 to 204 code for a protein of 67 amino acids. The record is from RefSeq and is a predicted model, not a curated record. Gene Ontology annotation, cellular component: RNA polymerase II, core complex; RNA polymerase I complex; RNA polymerase III complex. The transcript has a single exon.
AUGAUCAUUCCAAUUAGAUGUUUUACCUGCGGCAAGGUGAUAGGCAAUAAAUGGGAAGCGUACCUUCAUCUUUUACAAGCUGAAUACACAGAAGGAGAUGCUUUGGAUGCUUUAGGCCUAAAAAGAUAUUGCUGUAGACGAAUGCUUUUGUCUCACGUGGAUCUGAUAGAGAAAUUACUAAACUAUACACCUUUGGAGAAGUAA